AAGAAUAAUAAACCAGGGGACUGAGCACAGAAUCUGAAACUUUAUGCUGACAGGUAAACUCUCCAGAGUUUCCACAAAAAACGAUCUCACAACGGAGACAGAGUGGAUUCCAAGUUUAGAACAUCCAAAAAUUGCAGAAGAUGGAAUUAGAUACCCUCUUUGUCAUAUCACCCUCAUCUUUCUUUUGUCAGACAAAUUAGCAAUAAAAAGGUUCCAUAAUUCCAUUCCAUGACUUUAUUAUCUUAAAUGCAGAAUCCUCUUCCUCAAAAUCAAAUUUUACGGGUAAUAUUUUAACACAGUAUUGCAUCCAUCAUCUGAUUAUAGACAUAUCAAGCAGGGUAGGAUUUAGGACUAUCAAGCUGAGCAGUGCUUCUGUUGUUAUGCGAAGUGCACAACUUCUGCCAGUUAACAAUUUGAGUAUGAUCAGUUUGAAGUGCACCUUUAUGUGAUACUACUGCUACAGCAUGGAAGAUCUUAAACGAAGCUGCAUACCUGGAGAUGGAAGGUGCUUGUUUCGAUCGGUUGUUCAUGGUGCUUGUUUAAGAACUGGAAAGCCAUCUCCAACCAAGAGCCUUGAGAAAGAACUCGCUGAUGAGCUUAGAGCCAAUGUUGUAAAUGAAUUCAUCAAACGACGAGCAGACAGUGAGUGGUACCUUGAUGGUGAUUUUGACACGUAUAUUACACAUAUGCGACAACCCCAUGUUUGGGGAGGAGAACCAGAGUUGCUCAUGGCUUCCCAUGUUCUAAAGAUGCCUAUUAGUGUGUAUAUGCUUGAUAAGAAGUCCAACACUCUGAAGACUAUAGCAGAAUAUGGCCAGGGAUACGGGAAGGAAAACCCGAUUCAUGUUUUAUAUGAUGGCUAUGGACAUUACGAUGUAUUAAAGAAUCAAUCAGGAAGGUUCCAAGACUAAUAGGUAAAUGGAAAGGUGAAGAGGAACCGCUUAACCAGAUUAUUUGGCAUGUAGUACAAACCACUUCUAUUAUCCUUCACUUCUGUCUGAAAAACAAUGAUGAAUUUUAGUUACUUGGUAGCUCUCACCUUUAAUAUAAAUUGCUCAACCCCCAACACUACCAGAAAAAAAAAGAAGCAGAAUAAACUUGUACGAAGGUGGUUGACUGGUUCUAGCAAAAGAAAUAAACCAUUUAUUAGUGUUUCAACUAAUUAUACAAGUACUUGUAAAUCAUUUGUAUUAAAGCGCUGUAAAUAAAUGCAUCUGGAGGUGUGAAUAAUAGAGCAUGCCAUUAGGAAGAAUAUGAUUUCCUGGUGUAAUAUUUACUCAUAAAAUUGUAUCAAGCAGAUUAAAGUUAUAUAAAAGAAAACUACCAUCUUGCAA
Molecule: messenger RNA, 1334 nt
Organism: Daucus carota subsp. sativus
Lineage: Eukaryota; Viridiplantae; Streptophyta; Magnoliopsida; Apiales; Apiaceae
Product: OVARIAN TUMOR DOMAIN-containing deubiquitinating enzyme 4
Exons: 7
Coding region: 465-911 (148 amino acids)
Biological process (GO): protein deubiquitination; endoplasmic reticulum unfolded protein response
Cellular component (GO): nucleus; cytosol
Molecular function (GO): cysteine-type deubiquitinase activity
Source: RefSeq, a predicted model, not a curated record